Messenger RNA from Rotaria sp. Silwood2, 1509 nucleotides. Lineage: Eukaryota; Metazoa; Rotifera; Eurotatoria; Philodinida; Philodinidae. The record is from the annotation of a GenBank genome assembly.
AUGUCGGAUACGAGUACAAGUAAUAGUGAUGUUGAAGAUGAUAUUGACGAUGUAUUACCAAUAUCUUCUCAUGUAAAUAUUAUUCAUGGUCUUAAGACUGUAUCAUGUUUAACAUUAGAUUCAAAUGGUAUGCGAAUGAUUACAGGUGGACAUGAUGAAACAAUGAAAAUGUUUGAUUUUACAUCCAUGGAUAAAAAUUUUCAAGCAUUUCGAACUAUUAAACCAUGUCCUGGACGAUUGUUACGAACUAUUGAAUGUAGUGCAAAUAAUGAUAUGAUACUUAUUGUUCCCGGAGAUUGUCAAGCAAUUGUCCUCAAUCGAGAAGCUUCUGGAAAACAUAUUAUUUACAAAACAGUACUUGGUGAUAUGUAUGUCACUGACAUGAAUCGUACAAAAGGUCAUAAGUCAUUAUUAAAUUAUGGUUGUUGGAACCCAUCAUCAAAUUCUGAGGAAUUUAUGACUUGUGCUGAUGAUUGUACAUUACGUAUAUGGUCAUUAAAUAAACGUGAUCAACAAUUACAUGUUAUUCGUACAAAAGGUGAAUCUGGUCAUGAUGUACGAACAACAACUUGUACAUAUAAUCAAUCAUUAUAUCAUAAUGAAAAUUCAAAUUUAAUAGCUGCUGGUUGUGAUAAUGGUAGUAUACUUGUAUGGGAUCGUCGUCGAUCAUUUGUACAUGUUACAUUUAAAUGUUUAAAUGCACAUUUACAAGAUGAAUCAAUAACAUCAUUAAAAUGGUCAUAUGAUAAUCAAAUAUUAGCAUCAAGAUCAACUGAUCAUACACUUAAAUUAUGGGAUAUAAGAAAAUUUAAUCAAUGUUUAUCAUCAUGUGAAAAUAUUUAUAAUCAUUUUUCAAUGACAAAUAUAUCAUUUUCACCAAAUGAUAAAUUUCUUAUAACUGGUGUAUCGAAAUUUAUUAGUUCAACUAAUACUGAUAAUGAUACAAAUGGAAAAUUACUAAUAUUUAAUCGAAAUGAUUUAUCAAAAAUAUCUAAUGAAAUUUCAUUUAAUGAUAGUGUUAUUCGAACAAUAUGGCAUCCAAAAUUAAAUCAAAUAUUUACAACAACAAAUAAUGGACUUAUUCGUGUGUUUUAUGAUGAACAACGAUCACCAAUGGCUGGUAUUCGUUUAUGUCUUAAUCGUAAAGAAAAAAAAGCUAAAGAUACAAAUGAUUUUAUUACAAAUAUUGAUCCAAUUAUAGCAUCUAGUUCUACUUCUGAUUCUAAAAUUGAACCAAAAAAACAGAUUUUUCCAGAAAAAAGAAAAGAAGAACAUAAAUCUUCUUCAUUACAUCAACAUCUUAUUCAAACAAUAGUAAAACCUAAUUUUAUAGAAAAAGAAGAUUCUCGAGUUGAAUUAUUAAAAUAUGCUAAAGAAGCUGAAUCUAAUCCAAAAUGGAUUACACCGGCUUAUGUACAUACACAACCUAAACCUAUAUUUCAACAACAGAUUGAGGAAGAAAAUGACGACGAUGAUCUAUUACCAGUAUUAAAAAAAACAAAGAAAUAA